Messenger RNA from Python bivittatus (Burmese python), 534 nucleotides. NCBI's taxonomy places the organism in Eukaryota, Metazoa, Chordata, Lepidosauria, Squamata, Pythonidae. The record is from RefSeq and is a predicted model, not a curated record.
UGCUUUUUUUUUUAAACAGACACUUUGUGCAAAGGCUACAAUGCAAACUAUCCGGGCUGCUGACACUAAUGAAGUAGUCAAACUAAUAUUCCGCGAAUCUGAUAAUGACCGAAAGGUUAUGCUACAGUUAGAAAAGAAACUCUUUGACUAUUUUAAUCAAGAUGUUUUUAGAGAUAACAAUGGCACUGCGCUUUUGGAAUUUGACAAAGAGCUGUCAGUUUUUAAAGACAAAUUGUAUGAACUGGACAUUUCAUUUCCUCCCAGCUAUCCAUAUAGUGAAGAUUGUAGCCAGGGAAUGCAAUAUAUGAACACUAGAUGUCCAGCUUGGUGUGACAGAAUUCUUAUGUCACAUUCUGCCAAAGAACUCAUUUUGAAGUCAGAAAAUGAUGAACGGCAAGUGGUGUAUGACCACAUUGGACCAAACGUCUGCAUGGGGGACCACAAGCCCGUGUUCCUGUCCUUUCGAAUAGCCGCUGGGGCAGGUAAACCUAUUGCCAAUAUGCACAAGUGUUGUGUCGUGCAGUGACGUGGUGG